AAAAAUAUAAAAAUAAAUAAAAAGAUUAUAGCUAGCUAAUUGAAAAGUAUAAAAUUUAAAAUGUAUAUAGUGAUAUCACUUGGCUGCCACCCUCAAAUUAAUCAUAUAAUUAAUUAGUUUUGUUUAAUUAGCAAUUUAAGCUUUUUCACCUACUUAAUACCUCCUUCCUCUAAUUUGGAGGACUGACUUUGUCUUUACCCUGCUAGUUUUUUAUAUUUUAAGAUUAUGCCAAUACCAUAUUCUUAAAUUUGAAUUCUUUCUACUUGCCUCGAAUAAUCCUUACCAAAUCCCCUACAUCUAAUAUUUAUUUUUAUUUACUCAUUUGAAGCUGUAUAUAUAUAGCCAAUAAAGCCCAAUAACAUUCUAAGCUAUGAUACACAAAUAAUUAGUAAUCAAGCAAUAUGGCUAUGAAGAAUGUUUUUCAACUUUUCCUAGUAGCAUUAUUACUUUUGUUACUAACCCUAGGCAGCAGCUCCGGACAAAGUAUUAUUUCUACUAAUUCAGGUGAGUCGUACUUGGUCUCAGAUGGCAUCUCAUCAAGUGGCCGGAAACCGAGUUUGAUCUCUCUAAACCGGUUUUCGCAGUCUAAUAACUGCCACGAGUCGUAUGGAUUCCUACCAUGCACCACCACUGUGCUAGGGAACAUCUUCCUGAUUGUGGUGUAUGGCUACUUCAUGUUCCUUUCGGCUAAGUUGUUGUCCCAUGGAAGUGAGUUCUUGCUUCAGAUUCUUGGACCUGGUAUCAUUGGUGGUUUCCUUCUUCCUAUUUUGGGAGCCUUUCCUGAUGCUAUGAUUAUACUUGCCUCUGGACUAUCUGGUGAUAAAGAAACUGCACAAAGGCAAGUCUCGGUUGGGAUGGGACUCUUAGCUGGCUCAAAUGUUAUGCUUCUAACAGUUCUCUGGGGUUCCUGUCUUAUAUUUGGCAAGUGUGACCUCGAAAAUUCUAAGGCACUUGAUCACAAAGACACAAAAGGAUUCAACUUAACUGAAUCCGGAGUGAGUACUGAUAUAUGGACCAGCUAUGCUGCCCUGACUAUGGUUUUAUCUAUUGUUCCAUUCAUAAUAGUCCAGCUACCACUAGUCUUCAAAGCAACUUCUUUUAGUCGCUUAUCAGUUUUGAUUUCAUUAAUCGUUUCCAUUUCCUUGUUUAUUGGAUACAGUCUCUAUCAGAUCUUUCAGCCUUGGAUUCAGAAAAGAAAGCUCGCUUAUGCAAAGCAUAAGCAUGUUAUGUCAGGUCUUCUUAAGUACUUGAGAAUGAAUUCAUUUGGGAAGCUUUUUACAGAGGAUGGUGAACCUAACAAAGAUGUUCUAAAAAAGUUAUUUAAGACAGUUGAUCAGAAUUUGGAUGGAAGCUUAUCAAUGAAUGAAGUUCGAGCUUUAAUCAUUGGAUUCCAACUUGAAGAGGAAGAUAUGAACAUUGAUGAUGCUGUUUCUCAAGUGAUGAAUGAUUUUGAUACAUCUCGUGACACACAAAUUGAUGAGAGUGAAUUUGUUAAAGGAUUCACAAGAUGGCUUAACAAGAUUAAGCGUGCUGCAAUAAUGCACCAAGGAAGGGCUUUCCAAUCUCUUAGACUCUUGAAUGAUUUUGAUAUGGAAACAAGGAAAGAAGCAGAUCUUUAUGAGGAUCGGAUUGAUGAGACCGUGGAGAAAGUUGAAAAUCCCAAGUGUCAAAUAACCAAAGCAGUUCUCAUGCUGAUUCUUGGAGCUGCAGUUGCUGCUGCUUCUGCAGAUCCCCUGGUGGAUGCUGUCGAGAAUUUCUCGACAGCAACAGACAUUGCGCCCUUCUUUGUGUCCUUUGUCAUUCUUCCUUUUGCUAGAUCCAGUGAGAUAGUAUCCACUCUGAUAGCUGUCAGCCAGAAAAGAUUGAGAACUACAUCUUUGGCAUAUUCAGAGAUAUAUGGGUCUGUGAUCAUGAGUAACAUCCUAACAGUGGGAGUGUUCAUGGGGCUUGUUUACAUCCGCAGCCUGACAUGGGACUUUGCAUCUGAAGUGCUAGUUAUUUUGAUUGUGUGCAGUGUCAUGGGAAUCAUUGCCGGAUUGCGCACCACCUUUCCUCUUUGGAUGUCUUUGUUGGCCAUUUUGCUAUAUCCAUUUUCUCUUUUGCUCGUCUACAUCUUAAACUACGUAUUUGGCUGGUCUUAGCUAAACAAAUCAGACCAUAUACCCUUAUAGCUUCAAUAUAUAGUUUUUACAUCAUUUUAUAUAGAUAUAUAGCAUCAUUUUUAUAGCCUUCUGAUUUUUAAUUUAAUUGUAAUAAUUUCUUUAGUUAGGAAGGGGUAUCCCAUGUAAAAAAAUUAUUAACUUUUAGUUAUGAUGGGGUUUCUUUAGUUUC
This is a messenger RNA of Cannabis sativa, 2331 nucleotides long. Its product is annotated as sodium/calcium exchanger NCL1-like. Gene Ontology annotation, cellular component: membrane. Gene Ontology annotation, molecular function: calcium ion binding; calcium:proton antiporter activity. NCBI's taxonomy places the organism in Eukaryota, Viridiplantae, Streptophyta, Magnoliopsida, Rosales, Cannabaceae. Bases 402 to 2141 code for a protein of 579 amino acids. Gene Ontology annotation, biological process: calcium ion transmembrane transport; intracellular calcium ion homeostasis. The record is from RefSeq and is a predicted model, not a curated record. The transcript has 7 exons.